AUGUGGAACAAAUUAGUGGUAACUUAUGAAGGUACUACGGAUAUAAAAGACUCUCGAAUGGAUACUUUGAUCCAAGAAUACGAGAACUUUAAACUCCAAGAUGGAGAAAAUAUCAUCGAUAUGGAAACAAGAUUUACUCGUAUAAUCGAUGAAUUAUCUCAACUCGGGAAGAACUAUACUCAAAAUGAAAAGAAUCAUCGGGUUCUUAAAUCUCUCCCUCCGAGUUCGAAAGUUAACGUCACUACUAUUAAAGAGAUGCAUAAUCUCAAUGACUAUCACAUCGAUAAUCUAUUCGGAAACCUUCGUGCUUACGAGGAAGAUAAUGUUCCGGAUAUUGUUGUUCCCAAAGUGGAAGACAAGAAGAAGAAUAUGACAUUAAAAUCCAUAUUAAUCGAUGAAGAUGAAAAUGAUGAAGAUUUAAAUGAGGAAAUUCAAAAUCUCGAUGAAAGCGAAAUUGCCUUACUAACGAGACAACUUCGUCAUGUGCUUCAAAGUAAAGCUCAAAGGUACGGAAAAGGCUUCCUUAAAUCAAAUAACCAACAAAGAGUUUUUAACUCUAAUGGAAGGCCUAAUUACUCUCAAAAUUAUUCUCCUAACUAUAAGAGUAAUUUUCCUACCAACUCGGGCUAUAAAGGCAAAAAUAACCAAAGUCCGAAUGGCUAUAAUAAUGCCAUCACGGGCAACAAUAAUAAUUACACUCCUCCAAAACCAAAAGAACAAAAUCCGGAGGAAACACAAUAUGUGUGUUUCGAGUGUAAACAACCGGGUCACUAUGAACGAGAAUGUCCUAAACUCUCUAAAGGUCGAAUUCUCGUGGCUGAAAACGGUUGGGAUUUAAGUGAAGAUGAGGAAUCUCCCGAAGCAAGUGAAGAAGUGGUUAAUCUAUGUUUGAUGGCAAUCGAGGAUGCUUCUACAUCAACGAAUAUCUCCACUACUAACCAAGAGGAAUGCCUUGUUGCUAAGCAAAACAUGUGGUACCUCGAUAGUGGUUGUUCAAGGCACAUGACGGGAAACAAAUCUCUUUUGAACGACAUUAAAAAGGUAACCGCAGGAGUUGUCACGUUUGGAGAUAGCAGCAAAGGUAAUAUUAUUGGCAUUGGGGAUAUUGGAAAUGAACAUUUUAAGAUUGCCAAUGUGCAACUAGUUACGGGACUUAAGUAUAACCUACUUUCGAUAAGUCAAUUGUGCGAUAAUGGUUAUAAGGUAAUUUUCUAUCCAUCUCAUUGUUCGAUUCUUAAUAAGGAUGGAAAAUUAGUCCUUACUUGUCCUCGUAGUAAAAAUGUGUAUACUUGUGAUAUAAGCAAGCACAAUAAUGUAUGUCUAAUCACUACUCAAGAUGAUCCUUGGUUAUGGCAUCGAAGAUUAGGACAUGCUAAUAUGAAGUUGAUUAAGAAUAUAUCAACGAAUGAUCAUGUUCGAGGUAUACCAAAGUUGAAUUACCAAAAGAUCAUACUUGUGAGGCUUGUGAAAUUGGCAAGCAAAUAA
This is a messenger RNA of Daucus carota subsp. sativus, 1485 nucleotides long. RefSeq lists its product as uncharacterized. Lineage: Eukaryota; Viridiplantae; Streptophyta; Magnoliopsida; Apiales; Apiaceae. The coding region runs from base 1 to 1485 and encodes 494 amino acids. The transcript is spliced from 2 exons. Gene Ontology annotation, molecular function: zinc ion binding; nucleic acid binding. The record is from RefSeq and is a predicted model, not a curated record.